GGUCCUUCAAUCGACAACCAACUGAGUGAGUCUCUGCGAGUGUUUGCCAUUCAUCCAUCCAUUCAUCAUUCCAUCCAUUCAUCCAUUCGUCCAUCAAACUUGCUCUCUCUGUUUUGUUUGCUCUCUGUGUGCUCUUCACGCGUUCUUGAAGUACUUGUUGGGCCAGCAGCCGGGAUUGCCAUUGACGAAGCCACAGGAGCACCCCUCCAUGCAAGUGGCGCCGGGAGAGAACUCCUUGUUCUUUUUUGAUGGAGGGAUAGAGAAAGAAAGUCUUACAAGAUUCUGAGAUGCAUGCGUGUGUCCGCGUUGUACCUACCGGCCCAACCACUUCGGAAGCAGCUGCUGACGAAUGCGGGUGGGUCUAGCGUACGGCCGCACUCGGUGCCCGGCAGGCUCUCGUAGUCGAUGGGCACCUUGACGUCGUACCCUGUGUAGUCAAUCGUGUCCACCCCUGGUUUGAAAUGUCAACCAAUCACAGCAUGCACACACGGUGUCUCCCUCCCUCCCUCCGUGUGCAGGCGGAUCAUUCAUACGUAUACCGGGCAUGGUCUUGCGAGCGGACUGCGGCAGCGCUGAUGCAGCCUCGGGAACGACGGGCAGCUGCUGCGGCGCCUGCCUGGCCACCGGUGGGGGAGGUGCCUUCCUCUUGCUUGAUCGCCCCACGCCGCCUCUUGUGAAGGUCACGCUAGGCAACGGUCCCUCAGUGGGUGCCGGCUGGCACAGCACCUGUGGCAAUGGAAGCACCUCGGAUGGCAGGCACAACCUGAGACGCCUGACUGACUUCCUAUUGAGUCUUGUACCUCUAUGGUGCCGCACGAGAGAAGGCAGGCCGCAAAGAGAACCAAGGCGGCAACAGAGGGGGCCAUCUUCCCUCGGAGUUUCUCAGACCUAUGGUACUACACAGUUCUCAAACUGCACU
Molecule: messenger RNA, 919 nt
Organism: Vitrella brassicaformis
Lineage: Eukaryota; Vitrellaceae
Source: the annotation of a GenBank genome assembly